Messenger RNA from Magnolia sinica, 3477 nucleotides. Its product is annotated as coatomer subunit beta-1. The coding region runs from base 323 to 3172 and encodes 949 amino acids. Gene Ontology annotation, molecular function: structural molecule activity. The record is from RefSeq and is a predicted model, not a curated record. Gene Ontology annotation, cellular component: COPI vesicle coat; cytoplasm. The transcript has 4 exons. Lineage: Eukaryota; Viridiplantae; Streptophyta; Magnoliopsida; Magnoliales; Magnoliaceae. Gene Ontology annotation, biological process: intracellular protein transport; intra-Golgi vesicle-mediated transport; endoplasmic reticulum to Golgi vesicle-mediated transport.
CUCCGUCUUCCCUUGCUGCAACCGACGCGCGGGAGUUGCAGAUCUCAGAUCUCUCCCUCAAAUUUCCCAAAACGCCCCUCGAAUUCUACAGAAACCACGGUCCUCAACCUCCGCCAUCUCUGCCAGUCAAGGGCACGAUCGUCUUCCACAGAUUCUCCAUCUCCAAAAGGUAAGAAAUCGAAACCCUCAUUUUUGCUAGAACACACCCAAAUUUCUAGAUCCAAAUCCCUCCAAAUCACAAUCCUCCGCCCGCCCAAACGCACAUCCAUCCCAAUCUCAAAACCCUUGACCAACACCACCGGCAUCAUCGCCACCGUCCAAGAUGGAGAAAUCCUGCAGUCUCCUGAUCCACUUCGACAAGGCCGCCCCCUCCCUGGCUAACGAGAUCAAGGAGGCCCUUGAAGGCAACGACGUGGAGGCGAAGAUCGAUGCCAUGAAGAAAUCGAUCAUGCUUCUCCUCAACGGCGAAACCUUGCCCCAGCUCUUCAUCACGAUCGUCCGUUACGUCCUCCCCUCCGAAGAUCACACGGUCCAGAAGCUCCUCCUACUAUACCUAGAGAUCAUCGAGAAGACCGAUUCGAAGGGUCGUGUCCUCCCUGAAAUGAUCUUGAUCUGCCAGAAUCUCCGCAACAAUCUCCAGCAUCCGAACGAGUACAUCCGUGGCGUCACACUUCGAUUCCUCUGCCGCCUCAACGAGGCCGAGAUCAUCGAGCCGCUGAUCCCAUCUGUCCUCUCGAACCUCGAGCAUCGCCACCCGUUCAUCCGGCGAAAUGCGAUCCUGGCCGUCAUGUCGAUCUACAAGCUCCCGCAGGGGGAGCAGCUGCUGGCUGAUGCGCCGGAGGUGAUUGAGCGGAUGCUGGCAUCCGAGCAGGACCCGUCUGCAAAGCGGAAUUCCUUCCUGAUGCUGUUCACCUGCGCCCAGGAGCGGGCUGUGAACUACUUGCUCUCGAAUGUUGACAGCGUCCCGGAGUGGAACGAGCUGCUGCAGAUGGUUGUGCUGGAGCUGAUCCGGAAGGUCUGCAGGACGAACCGAGGGGAAAAGGGUAAGUACAUCAAAAUCAUCAUAUCUCUGCUGAAUGCCCCCUCGGCUGCUGUUAUUUACGAGUGCGCCGGGACGCUCGUGUCCCUCUCGUCGGCCCCCACAGCGAUCCGGGCUGCAGCCAACACAUACUGCCAGCUCCUCCUGUCACAGAGUGACAACAACGUGAAGCUCAUUGUGCUUGAUCGGCUCAAUGAGCUCAAGACCCUGCACCGGGACAUCAUGGUUGAUGUGAUCAUGGACGUGCUGCGGGCCUUGUCAAGCCCGAACCUCGACAUCCGGCGGAAGACGAUUGACAUCGCUCUUGAAUUGAUAACCCCACGGAACAUCGAUGAAGUCGUGCUUAUGCUGAAGAAGGAAGUGGUGAAGACACAGAGUGGCGAGCUUGAGAAGAACGGGGAGUACAGGCAGAUGCUGGUCCAGGCUAUUCAUUCGUGCGCGAUCAAAUUCCCGGAGGUCGCAAGCACGGUGGUCCACCUCCUGAUGGACUUCCUGGGUGACAGCAAUGUGGCAUCUGCGAUGGACGUGGUCGUUUUCGUCCGCGAGAUCAUUGAGACAAACCCAAAGCUCCGCGUGUCUAUAAUCACGAGGCUCUUGGACACAUUCUAUCAGAUCCGGGUGGCACGGGUCUGUUCGUGUGCACUUUGGAUCAUAGGAGAGUAUUGCUUGUCAUUGUCCGAAGUUGAGAGUGGGAUUUCGACGAUUAAGCAGUGUCUAGGGGAUCUGCCGUUCUAUACAGUCCCCGAAGAAGGGGAUGUAACUGAUUCUUCAAAACAGCCACCACAACCGAGCUCUAUCACUGUUUCUUCUAGGAGACCUGCGAUUCUUGCAGAUGGGACCUAUGCCACCCAAAGUGCGGCAUCGGAGACUGCCAUAUCCGCCCCAACCAUUGUCCAAGGAUCCUUAGCUUCACCUGGGAAUUUGAGGUCGCUGAUCCUUACGGGUGACUUUUUUGUCGGUGCAGUUGUGGCUUGCACGUUGACUAAGCUUGUUCUGAGAUUGGAAGAGGUUCAGCCGUCAAGGGCCGAAGUGAACAAAGCGACUAGUGAGGCGCUGCUGAUCAUGGUCUCAAUGCUCCAAUUGGGGCAAUCUUCAUUCAUGCCCCACCCGAUUGAUAACGAUUCUUAUGAACGGAUUGUGCUUUGCAUAAGGCUGUUGUGUAAUACGGGCGAUGAAGUGAGGAAGAUAUGGUUGCAGUCAUGCCGCCAGAGUUUCGUGAAGAUGCUUGCAGAUAAGCAGUUCCGUGAAACGGAGGAGAUAAAAGCAAAGGCCCAGAUAUCUCAUGCCCAACCAGAUGACCUUAUUGACUUUUAUCACUUGAAGAGUAGAAAGGGCAUGAGCCAGCUAGAAUUAGAAGAUGAAGUUCAAGACGAUUUAAAACGUGCGACUGGAGAGUUCACCAAGGAUGGAGAUGAUGCAAAUAAGCUGAAUCGCAUUCUUCAACUCACAGGCUUCAGUGAUCCCGUGUAUGCUGAAGCAUAUGUGACAGUUCAUCAUUAUGACAUUGUCCUUGAUGUUACAGUCAUCAACCGAACUAAGGAGACACUUCAGAACUUGUGCUUGGAGUUGGCAACCAUGGGGGAUCUCAAACUUGUUGAGCGUCCCCAGAACUAUACCCUUGCUCCAGAAUCAAGCAAGCAAAUACGCGCCAAUAUUAAGGUCUCUUCAACUGAAACUGGAGUCAUAUUUGGUAACAUUGUUUAUGAGACUUCGAAUGUGCUUGAACGAACAGUUGUGGUCCUCAAUGAUAUCCACAUCGACAUCAUGGACUACAUUUCUCCAGCAACCUGUGCUGAUGUGGCAUUUAGAAACAUGUGGGCUGAAUUCGAAUGGGAAAACAAGGUGGCGGUGAAUACAGUGAUUCAAGAUGAGAAGGAUUUUUUGAAUCACAUUAUCAAGUCAACAAAUAUGAAGUGCCUCACUGCACCAUCUGCCCUUGAUGGUGAGUGCGGAUUUCUGGCUGCAAAUCUGUACGCAAAGAGCGUGUUCGGGGAGGAUGCUUUGGUGAAUGUGAGCAUCGAGAAGCAAGUGGAUGGGAAGCUGAGCGGGUACAUCAGGAUAAGGAGCAAGACCCAAGGGAUCGCCCUCAGCUUAGGAGACAAGAUCACACUCAAACAGAAGGGCGGCAGUUGAUCAACCUCCGGUAGAUUCCAAUUCUUUCCGUUCCUCGUUACCAUUUCAAACUGCGUGUUGCGGGCAUUUCUGCUUUUCGAGGUAGAGGAUUUUCUGGCCUCUACAUUAAAAGUCUUAUAUGCAUCUAGCAAGUAGAAUUUUCAUGGAGGAUGAAAUUUCAUUGUCCCUCUUUUUCAUAGUAAAAGAAAUUGCUUAAAGACUCCAUGCUUAGCAUGCAUAAUGGGACUUACUGUUUUGUAGAAUACAUUAGCGGCUGGUUAUUGUAAGAUUGUAAUUUGAUUGGAUUCUUGCUGUUUGGUUUCCAA